Aspergillus tanneri is the source of this 702-nucleotide messenger RNA. RefSeq names its product GNAT family N-acetyltransferase. The record is from RefSeq and is a predicted model, not a curated record. Lineage: Eukaryota; Fungi; Ascomycota; Eurotiomycetes; Eurotiales; Aspergillaceae. The transcript has 2 exons. The coding region runs from base 1 to 702 and encodes 233 amino acids. Gene Ontology annotation, molecular function: acyltransferase activity, transferring groups other than amino-acyl groups.
AUGGCGAUCGAGAUCGUUCCUUUGACCGAGAAGGACAUCCCCGAGGCCGUAGAAUGCGUGCAGACCGCGUUUGCGGAAGAUCCGUAUUUCCUGUGGCUGUUUGAUGGCCGAUAUAAUGUCCACCGCAACGCCGCCUCGUUAGCCGCCCAUUUCCAAUAUGGCCUCAACUGCAACAUGCCUAUCUACAUCGCCAAGGCUCCCCCCAGCGACAAACGAAGCGCUUCCGUCGUCGGCGUCUGCUGGUGGUUCAGUCCGCAGCCGAAGCAGUAUCGUCCCUCGUGGUCCGUCUGGGCGCAGGACUGGCUGCUCUCCUUCCGCCAAUUGACAUUCAACAUCCGUUUCGGCGGACGCGGCGGGCUCAAUCUCUCCCGGUAUCGUCUGUGGAAGGCAAUGCAGCGCGAUACUCAUGCCCGAGUAUGGACGGACCCCCGCGGGUACUACUUCUGCAAUGUGCUGGCGGUCAGUGCGGAGAUGCGCGGCCAGGGCGUCGGCAGGAAACUGGUUGAGGUGGUGACGCGCAGGGCAGACCUCGAGGGUCGGUCGUGUUAUCUAGAGAGUUCCAAGGGAGUACCGAAUUUGAUUAUUUAUGAGAAGUUGGGGUUUGAGUUGGUCGAGGAGAUUGAGUGUGUCGAUGGGACGGAUGCAUGCAAGGUACGUUCGAUAUCAGAUUCGAAGAUGGAUAUGGCAAUGCUGACCGGAUAG